AUGUCGGCGAGCCUCGUGAGGGCGUCGCUGCCGUGGCGCUGCGGCACCGGCAGCACGGCCGCAGCCAUGGGGAGUACCCUGCGUUCUCAACUGCGCCGGCCGGGGUGCCACGGCCAGCGCGCCGGCCUCCGGUGCAGCGCCACGACGCCGCCGGGGUUCCCCCCGGGCCCGUCGCCGGCAGAGGUGCCGGGCACGGCCCGCCCACCUGAAGAGAUGCCAGCCACGGCCCGUCCACCCGAGGAGAUGCCGAGCAUCGACACGCCGCCGGAGUUCGAGCCGCCCCCUGGCGUGGACAUGCCGAUGCCCGGUGCGCCGGUGCCCGGCACGCCUCCCGGGCCGGAGCAGCCUGGCCCGUCGAUACCGUCGCCGCCGAUGCCGGAGAUCCCGGCCGUGCCGCCGAACCCCGAAGUCAUCCCGACGCCGCCGCCCGAGCUCGACCCGCCGCGCGCCCCGCCGGAGGUCGUGCCGCCGCAGCCGUCCGACGUCCCGCCUCCGUUCGUGUAG
This is a messenger RNA of Lolium rigidum, 504 nucleotides long. RefSeq names its product vegetative cell wall protein gp1-like. The transcript has a single exon. The record is from RefSeq and is a predicted model, not a curated record. Lineage: Eukaryota; Viridiplantae; Streptophyta; Magnoliopsida; Poales; Poaceae. Bases 1 to 504 code for a protein of 167 amino acids.